Carassius auratus (goldfish) is the source of this 8396-nucleotide messenger RNA. RefSeq lists its product as uncharacterized. The transcript is spliced from 4 exons. The record is from RefSeq and is a predicted model, not a curated record. Bases 425 to 6268 code for a protein of 1947 amino acids. Gene Ontology annotation, cellular component: adherens junction; ruffle membrane. NCBI's taxonomy places the organism in Eukaryota, Metazoa, Chordata, Actinopteri, Cypriniformes, Cyprinidae. Gene Ontology annotation, biological process: positive regulation of blood vessel endothelial cell proliferation involved in sprouting angiogenesis.
ACACACUUCGCCACCACCAUGGAAGGCUCCGCAUUACUGCUGGCGUACCGAGCUCCACUAAAUGUCAAAUCAAGCAGCAAUUCCACGCGCGUCUGACGUCAACAACGGCGAAGGAAAAUAAACUUCGCGCACACUUCGGGAGAAACCAUUUUCGCCAACGCUGUUUUUUCUCCUUCCGCUUAGAGAGGAGGAGAGCCCGCUGAUAUAGGCAUGCCCAGCUGAAGCGUCCUGCAGCCUCUGACGCUGGGCGCAGGCGAACUGCGACGGCCGCGCCAAACAAGCUCCAGUGAUGGCCUCUGCUGAGCAGCUGUGUCCCCGCCUGCUGCACCAGCACUGCCCAUAGGCCACACAUACAUACACAUACACACACUUACACACGCCUUUGGGCUCCCUUUCCAACUCCAUCCAUACACACACACACAUCAUGUACAGUGUGGAGGACCUGCUGAUCUCUCAUGGAUACAAACUGCCCAGGAGCGGCCCUGCCUCCUCCUCUUCCGCUGCGCCUUAUGACAAUCGAAACAACGAAUGUCGUCGUGAUAAUGUAGAGAACCGGCCUGCUGCUGCUGGUGGUGGUGGUGGAACUCUGAAUGGAUUUGGGACAACGGAGGGGGGAGCAGAAGCAGGCACAGGGGUGUACAGGCCGGCUCCGGUGAAGGCUUACCCAGAGAACAACAACAACAUUAAUGAGGGCCAUGAAAGGAUUCAUCGGAGAUUGGAGGUUCCUGUUGCUUUCCUUGGUGAACUGCAACCUCUGGGUGACUCCCUAGCUACAGACAGUGGGUUCUAUGAUGCUCCCAGCCUGACAUUCUCUGAACAUGCAGAUGAGCGAGAUAUUUCAUUCUGGAGAAGGAGGGGCCAGGACUUCAGUGCUCUUUUGGACUAUGCUGAUCCUAGGGAACUCAGAUUGUCUGGAGGAUUGUGGAGAGGUCCAGUACUAGCCGUUGAAGAGCUGAGGGCUGAGAGGCCACUGACACGGUGGGAGGAAGGCCCAUGGAUACGGGAACCUAUAGACUCAGGCCCAGAGACGCUACGUGUGACUGGAGAGAGAAAAUGCCAGAGCCUGGGAACAGAGGAGUGGCGCCCUGCAGUGGGCUUGGGCCGGCAGCUGUCAGAUGGGGAGGCUGAACAUUGGUCUCAGGAGCAGCAACACCAUCUGCGACCAGCAGAGGGUAGUGUGUCCACCACAGUGCGAGCCAAGUCUCAGUCGCUCCCUCGAGUCCUUUCACCAGAAGAUCCCCACUAUGGAGAACUGCCUCAAACCGGUGCCCCAAAUCACCCACCUACACAAAGAAGCAGCAGCUCUGCUCCAUAUGGUCGAUACCACAGUGAGUGGCAAGCAGGGGAAAGGUGGAGUGGUCAGACACAAAGUCAUGCAUCUUCUGCACUUGUACCAAAGCCACGGUUCAGCCGCCCCGUCAAGCCCCCGUCUUAUGAGACUCACCAGCAAAACAGGGGGAGCUGGGAAACAUUGUCCUCUGAACCUGUGUCCAAAGCCAGAGACCGCUCCGUGUGUUUCUCUCAGACUUUUGAACCACUCAGAGACCGGUCUGGAUGUUAUUCUCAAAGUGCAGAGCCUCUAAGAGAUCGGUCCAUUUGCUUUUCACAGAGUGCAGAACCAAUUCGAGACCGCAUGCUGAGCCACUCUCAGAGUGUUGAACCGCUAAGAGACAGAUUUGUCAGUCAUUCACAGAGUGCAGAACUACUGCGUGAUCGUUUUUUCAGCCACUCGCAUAGUGCCGAUCUUUUACGGGACCGAUCCCUUUGUUACUCUCAGAGCUCAGAACUGCUACGAGACCGGUCCAUUUGUUACUCCCAAAGUGCAGAGCUCCUGAGACCAGAAUCAUACAGGACAGAUCUAUUUUACCAUGAACUGACUGGUAUGGAUCCCCCUGGUUACAUCCCACCCCCCUCCUACAGGAGAUUCCUGCCACCCAGGAGUGGACAGAACUAUCGAGCAGAUUCUGCUCUUGUCCGAUGGAAACGUGAGCCUGUGAGUGCAGAGAUGGGCCAGUGGUUUUCUAGGACUUCAGGAUUGUCAUGGUCAGAGCGGCGUGAAGAUAGGAGCAUGGCAGUAGUUCCAAGAAGGCCUGUGCAUCCAGGGCCUGUUGUACCUAGCCGUCCAGGACUUGUGCAGUAUGUCCCAUUUGAAGACCCGCGUAUCAGGCACGUCUCAGGGGGGCCCUGUGGAAACUCGCUCACAGACUCGGACAAGAUCCGACACGUCAACAAAGAGCUUCCCUGCACUGCAACUUUAGGACAAUCCACACAUGAUAGUGCCUUUCUCUCUUCACAGGGACCGAAUCUUAGCACGGAUAAUAACAAACCGGCUCUCACUGAACAGGAGAAUACUAACCGCUGGCACAAGGGGAUGAACAAAGGCAGUGAAACUGUAGCACCUGACCAGAGCUGUGCAAAGUUCCCCCCAGCCUUUCAGCUCAGACCCCUGCAACCAAUCAUUAAAACAGACAGAAGUACAGACCAACAGACUAGAGCAGACAGAAUCACUGACCAAGUCAAGGUUGAGAGAGUAACAGAGCCUGUCAAAGCUGAGAGAGGUGCUGAACAGACAAAAACAGACCAGGUCAAAGUAACAGAGCAAAUGAAACCAGAUCGAGUUACUGACCUAAUCAAAUUAGAUAAGCCUACAGAACAAGUAAAGCCGGACAGGAUUACAGACAAACAAGUAAAGGUGGAAAGAUUAACUGACCAGAUACAAGUAGACAGAAUCCCAGAUCAAGUCAAAGUCGACAAGUAUACCGACAAACAAAUUAAGCCUGAAGUCAAAGCGGAGAAAAUCCCUGAAAAGCUCGUAAAAGCAGACAGAAUUUCAGACAGGCAAAGUAAAGCUGAGCGACUCUUAGAGAAGCACUUGAAGAUCGAUAGAAUUUUAGAAAAACAACUGAAAGCAGAUAAAAUUUUAGAAAAACAGUGUAAAUCUGAAAAAUUUACUGACAAGUUAAAUAAAUCUGACAAGCAGACUAAAGGAGACAGCAGUACAGACCAGAUGAAAUCUGAGAAGAUCACUGACAAGUCUGGAAAAGCUGACAAAUCCUUGGAUAAAGGUUCCACAGAGAGUGUUUCAACAGUAAAGACAGAACCAGUCCAGGAACCUGAGAAAAAGAGUGUGAAAAAGAAACUCAGUGAGACCAUCUUCUGCCUUGUGUCCGUGCCACUUUCGCAGUCCAGUUCAAAAUCUCGAGAUCAAAACAACAACGAAGAGAAAGAACCAGACUCUCCUCCAAUUCCUCCUCCUCCUCCACCAAGUUCCUCCAGCGAAAAAAGCAACACCCUCAGCUCCCUGCCAAACCAAAGCCUCAAAAGCACAUCCACCACCUCCACUGACUUAGAGCUACAAGCACUCACACUUGGCAGUGGGACCAGUAGCAUAGCCACAAGGAGAGCUCAUCGCAGAAGGAACUCACGCUCUAGGAUCAUUAAGCCAAAUCCACAUGAUGAGCUCCGACGGUAUUCUGGGGCUUGGCCUGGGGACCAGUACCGUGAUCAGGAAACCCAAACAAGCCCCGAGCCCACAAAGAACAAUGCAAAUCCAGGCCCCGCCAAUACAGAAGCACAAGAUGCUCCUGCUGCCCCAGAGGUAACUCCUGCUGAGACUACAUCGGUGGCUCCAGGGGCUGCCCCAGGGGCCAUUGGGGCUUCGUCAGCUCCGCCGGCUCCAUCGGUUCCAUCAGUUCCACCGACUCCAGCAGCUCCACCGGCUUCAGGAGCUCCUGACCCCAGCACCCCUUAUGGGUAUCCCAUGAAGGGCCAGAAAAGCCUAAAACCAUCCAGCAACAGUGCUUUUUCACGGACAGGCACCUUCUCCAAGAGCACAGGUUCUCACAGACCUCCAUUACAUCCCCCGUCUCACCCUCCACCCCCUCCUCCAACCCAACCACCAUCUCAACCUCCUCCUCCUCCACCAACACAGCCCCCAGCUCAGUCCCCACCAUCAGAUCUUACUGAAGAGGCGAAGUCAGCCACAGGGCCAAACCCAGAGGCAUUAGGCCAGUUCUUGCUGAAGCCAGUGAGCCGGCGGCCGUGGGAUACCAUUGAGGAUCUUGAGACCAUCAAUAAAGAGGCGCAAGACCAAGCAGGUAAACGCCCCAGUGUGGACCAGUGCAUUGAGGAUCUCAAUGAGGCCUACAAAGAUAUCCUUGAGCUCAGCACUGCCAGCAAUAACCUUCCCAACCGCUCCUCCAUGCAAAUCCCUGACCGCAUUAAAUCCAGGUUGUCUUCAGAUUCAAUUGGAAUUCCUGCAACCGCUCUUCGACCAAGCUUGGUGCCUGGAAGUGACCCAGAAUACCGGGAGGUGAAGAGUGCCUUUUCCCGACCAUCAACUGGGAAAAGUGUGAGCUUCAGCAAACAGCUAAGAGAGGAGAUUUGUCCUGCUCCUCCCCCACCAGAACCAGGUUUCAGAGAUUACAAAACAGUUAUGUCCCAGAUAACCCAACGCAAAGCCUGCAGAUCAGUGAAGCUGGAUAUCCCUGCUCCCAAAGAGACUCAAAGAGAUGACGAUUUGACUGCACAAACCUCCUCCACCUCUUCCAUGGCAGCCGAGAUCCCAUGGGCAGACAGACAGCCCAUGCAAGAUGCUUCCACUCUAACCAGCCCCCCAGACUAUGAGCACAUCUGUCAAACUCUCCAAAUGGCCCGUGAUUCUGGGGCUGUUAGCCGAUCUUCUAUAAAAUCCAAACCAGGAAGUGCCAUGAGCAUCGAAACCCCACAGCAUGUGCCCAUACCUGGUAGACCUCCCAUAGAUUCUGAGCAGCCAUGUUGUUCUUCAGCAUUAGAAGUGAGACAGGAGCCAAUGGCAUUAUUCAGGGAUGAAAGGAGCUCAGGUUUUAGGAGGGUAACAAGCCACACUAACAGGUUUCUUAGCAACAGGGGUGUGCUUGGUAGCCUUGCAACGGGAAAGCCUGUUGGUGACAAAGCAGGUUUAGAGGCUAGCCCAGAAGUACCUGCUGACUGGCAGAUGCAGCUUUCAUUAGCUGAAAAGCAUAUUGCUACUCUGAUCACAGGAAAGGGUUCAGCAGAGAACCUUGAUGAGUCAAACAUGGUUAAAGGUGAUAAAGACAUUCCUGGCAGUGAGUCAGUAGAGGAUGAAGUGAGCAACACUUUAGCCACUGAAAUGAAAGACGAUCCUGCCAGUGCUGAGCAGAAACAUAAUGAAAUCAAAAAGAAAGAAACAGAGCAAACAGAGAAACCUGAAAGCCAACAAUCUGAAGUGACAGAGAAAGUGAAAGAAGAUGAAACUUCUAGGGAAAAGAUGCAAACAGAGCAAGAGAAGUGCUGUGUUACUGAAGGAACAGAGCAAAAUAGUGAUAUUACCUUAGAGGCAAAUAAAGAACCAAAUGUGAUCUUGAGGGCAAAUAAAACUGCAAUGUGGACUAAUUCAGGUUUAGAUUCAGAGCUACGUCCUGAAUUUCCACCAGAUCACCUUCCCCUUUCUGUACUUCCUACAACUAAUCGUAGAUUAUCUCUAGGGUUGGAUUGGGAGAGGGGUGGGUGGGAAGGGGAAAGCUUGGGUCAAGGUGGUUUCUGGUCCAGAGAGAGGCGGUCCCUUGAUGCUGAAAGAUGGGAUGUUGGUGGAGAGAGAUGGGGUUUAGACAAUGAUAGACAGGAAGGAGGUGGUGAAAAACGGGGUCUGGGGGGUUGGCGUGGAUGUGGGAUUGAUGGGCAAGGCAAAGAUGAUUCAGACUGGGAAUUAGAUAAAAAUACCCAAGACACUGUUGAUAAAGAUGCAGAUUCAGACACAAAACAGAGAAUACUUAAACCUGAGCAGGGUCAUAGCAGUCCAGUCUCUAGCACUGAUGAAGUGGAAAAACAUAAAAAGCAUGUUGUUGCUAGCCAAUGCAUUGAAAAUGGCCGGAGUCAAGGUCCAGGUGAAGGUCAGGUUUCAAGUGUAGAUAGACGGAGCCGUGGACUUUCCCAAAGAAUAGAGGCUCUUUUUACAGCCCCGCCUGGGCAUGGCUCAGAGGAGAGACUUGCCCGCAUGAGGGAGGUGGACACUGUCUCACGAAUGAGAAGCCUUAGCCUCCGAAGCUCAGACUCUUGGGAUGGACUGCAUGGGGUGGGAAGGUGGGUAGAUUAUGGAUGGGAGAAAGAAGGCCCCCUUCCUGGACCACAGGAUUCUUCAAAAAUUACAAAGGCAGAGGAUAACGAGGGCAGCGUCCACCCUGCAGUCACAAGUGAACCUAAAGAAAAAAAAGACGACCAGGCAACCCUAAAAGAGUCACAGGAGCCCAGCCAGGUGGAGAGGUCGUAGCUGAACCCUAGAGGUCAGAGGUCAUCUAACUAAGGGCCAGCCUCCAGCACUGUGAGCUGGCUGUCUGUUAAAUGCCUUCAUCCUCAUAUGCUAUUGAAACAUCAUCAGACAUACAUAUAUACACAACAUUAGACACAAACACACUGAGCGAUGCAUCUCUCUUUAAUACAGACGUCUGUGCAUUAACACAGACAAACUGACACACAAACACUCAAAAUCAUUGUCAUGUAUGCUGACGCUCACUUGCAUUCAGAACACAUUUAAAUACCUAACCACACUGAGACAUCUGAAAUGGCCUUCUACUCCGACAAGAGCAUUGUGUAUCAACUCCACUCCACGCCCACUCAGUUCCAGCUCUGCUGGCUUUCUAAGUGUUGCUGUGCCACUGCCAGAAGGAGGUUCCCAAUAAUGCCCCACCACCUUCAUAUGUUACAGUUCUCAUCAUGCCCCAUUGUUCUUAAUUUUGUGCCCUUGACAUAUUUUUAUUCCCUGCAAUUUCUGUAAAAGUUGGUUAAUUGGACUUUAUCUGGUGCGUCACUCAGCAAAACAUUGAAAAUGUUGUUGUGUGACCAUGAAACAAACAAACGGAACACUUUACUGUCUUUUAAAAAAAAAUGACUGUUUAAAAAGUAUUACAGAACUUUAAUAUAAUAAGAAGCAGUUUAAAACCAGCUACAAUCUCUUAUAAUGUCAUAUCUCUUGCAAACAACCUAUCAUCCUCACAACUGUCUUUCCUUCCUCACAUCUUUGCAUGUUCCUUCCCUCAAUCAGUUUUUGUUAAAAGACCUUAGUCUUCUCACUAACCCUUCAUUACACUAACCUUAUGUACAUCUCAUGAAUUUCACAUUUGUCUAGACAGUGUUAUCUCUGUGCUCCAAUGUUUUGCUAAUAACUGGCAAAAUUAAUAUUUGUGUAAGCCCUCAUCACACUUACAAUAUCAUCCCACCAGUAUAAACAGUCUUGUCCUUAUAAUCAAAAUCUUGUGCUACACUUCUUAAUUACUAUGACCACAAAUGAUUUACAUUGUCUUCGCACCUUAUUGAGUUAAUAAUGUCUACCAACUGACUGAUAUCAUCCCACACUAGCAUACACUCUUGAAAACAAAUGUUCUUUAUUGAUUUCAAUGGUUCCAUGAAAAACAUUUCCUAUCCAUUGAACCUUUCUAUUCCACAUAAGGUUCUUUAUAGUGAGAAAAAGAAUCCUUAGAUUUUUAAAAUGGUCUUCAAACUAAGAAAUAAUCUAUUCUUUUAAGAACUGAUUAAAGAAAGGUUCUUUUAUGGCGACCCCCUUUCUGCAGCUUUAUUUUUAAGAGUGUAUACAGUAUGUGUGUCUGAGCGUUCUUGCUGAAACGCACUGCUUUAAUGCCGCACUUUAAGCUAACCACAUCAUAAUACCAUGUGCCAACCAGAUAUGUUUACUAUGUAACUGCAAGGAUUUCAUUCUUCAUAUUACACCCCAAAAUAAAAUAAAAAAAUACAUUUUGCAUUAAUAAAAUGAAGCAGAUUUUUCUCAAUUACCCAAUUUAGUUGGAAAUAUGUUAAAAAUUCAAUUAUGUAUAAUAUUAAUAAAGGAUAGGGUUUGUUAGACAGCUUUUUAAUUUAAAUUGACAUGUUAAUGAAAUUUGAAUUAAAAAUGAUUCUGAAUUAUAGGCUUCAUUAAUUUUAUACAGUGUAGAGAGAAAGGGAGAGACAUAAUAACUGGACAUUUCUUUGUGAAAUAAUCAUUUUCUUUUAUUUCUUGUUUAUCUUCAUCACAUCCUACCUGGUUGGAACACGGUAUAAUAACUAUUUCCAUGUUCAAGCAGAACCGUGCACGACCCAUCUGAGUCACCCCCUAAAUUAAAACCUCCCAAAUCCAUCAGUCCAUCAAGAAUCCAGUCCAUGGGGGCAGCCUCUACCCCAUCCUCCCCAGUGAGGCUCGGUCCCGCCAGCCUUUCCUCUAUUGACAUCAUGGAACUCUCUUGUCGUUUGUGGGAACAUGUGGUCCUCUUGUGGAGUGCUUUCAAGGGGUGCACUUACCCCUCUGUCCAAUGUGGUUCUGUUUGAGCAGACAUGAAUGUUUUGUAAAUGCUUUUUAUAUUGUUUUUUGACUUUACCAAAACCAGUAUGGCGGUUUUAGGAGAACUGUU